Messenger RNA from Lactuca virosa, 2099 nucleotides. Lineage: Eukaryota; Viridiplantae; Streptophyta; Magnoliopsida; Asterales; Asteraceae. The record is from the annotation of a GenBank genome assembly.
UAUAUUCAUCAGACCCCCUCCCUCUUCUCUAUCUCUCCAUCUUCGCAUUUCUUGUGCAUCAAAUCCUCCAAAAAACAAGACAUUCUCAACAAUCUACUAUAUAAACUAACCUACUCUCAAGAUUUAUGCCCUUUUGCUCAUCCGACUUCGUAAAGGGUUGGAACUUGGAAGACUUUGGAUUGAAUUCAACAGUGAUUACAGAAUUUUCUUGAAUGAACUAUGAAACUAUCUUUAUUGAUAUAUAAACAACAUGUGAUUCCUCCAAUUAUGCUUCAGAUGACUUUUGACUCGAAGAAUUUAGCAACACCCAUGUUGUAGUUUCUUGAUAAAAUGGAGUAAAUAUGCUCGUAUAUGAGGAUGGAAGUGAUCUUGUUGAGUUUUCUACUAUUGAUCCAAAUACCAAUCAUAUUCGCCUCAGGAGUUUUGCCUUUAAAGGGUUGUAACACUUACAAUAUCCACUAUUCAAGUAAUUAUAAUCACAAGUUGUUUUAUUUAAAUGGAGAAUUAGUAAGCAAAGAUUCAUUUUGCAAAUCUCUCAAGUCAAAUCAUGCAAACGAUUGUUUCAUCAAUACAAAUCUUGGAAGCCAUUGCCAUGAAUUCGAUCAAUCUUCAGAAGGGAGGAGAUUUCUUAAAGAUCAAAAGACAACAAAAGAUGAUAAAAAGAAAUCCGAAUUUAAAACAAAAUAUUAUAUCAUGGGCGGAUCCGGAAUUUUGAUUUUGUGUUGCAGUUUUCUUUGCCCUUGCUUUCAUACAAGAAAGAAGGAUAUGGCCCACACUGUUCUUAAGGAUCCAAGUUCAAUGGAUUCAGUUUCAUCUAUAGAAAUGAAUUCGGUUUCUGAAAAGGUUACAGCUAGUCCACUACGGGUCCCACCUAGUCCAGCUAGAUUCUCAAUGUCUCCAAAACUUGAUAGAGUUGGAUCAGUUCAUUUGACUAUGAGUCAAAUUGCAAGAGCUACCCAAAAUUUCUCUCCAUCUUUAAAAUUAGGUGAAGGGGGAUUUGGAACAGUUUACAAAGCUCAACUACCAGAUGGUCAAACGGUUGCCAUAAAACGAGCAAAGAAGGAACAAUUUGAUGCUCUACGAAGUGAAUUUAGAAGUGAGGUUGAACUACUUGCAAAAAUAGAUCAUAGGAAUCUUGUGAAGCUUCUUGGGUAUGUUGAUAAAGGAAAUGAGCGCCUUAUUAUUACAGAAUAUGUGCCUAAUGGUACACUUAGAGAACAUUUGGAUGGUGUUCAUGGAAAUUUCUUGGACUUUAGUCAACGACUUGAAAUCUCCAUCGAUAUUGCUCAUGGCUUAACAUAUCUCCAUCUAUACGCAGAAAAGCAAAUUAUACAUCGCGAUGUGAAGUCAUCGAAUAUUCUUUUAACGGAAAGAAUGAGAGGAAAAGUGGCGGAUUUUGGAUUUGCAAGAGUUGGAGAAGCGGAGACUGAUAACACACACGUUGUGACCAAAGUAAGAGGCACAGUUGGAUACCUUGACCCUGAAUAUAUGAGAACGUAUCAACUCACCCCAAAGAGUGAUGUUUACUCUUUUGGCAUUCUUCUUAUUGAAAUUCUUAUGGGUCGUCGCCCUAUUGAGUCAAGAAGAUCACCCGAGGAGAAGGUCACCAUAAGAUGGGCAUUUGGGAAGUACAAUGAAGGUGAGAUUAUGGAUUUGGUUGACCCACAUAUGAAAAUGAAAGAAGCGGUGGACACUGAAAUAUUUUCAAAGAUGCUCGGUUUAGCUUUUCAAUGUGCCGCCCCUACAAGGGCAGAUCGGCCGGAGAUGAAGGUGGUGGGGGAGCAGUUGUGGGUUAUCAGAAUGGAUUAUCUCAGACACGGAAAAAGAGGCUGAAUUCUGAUAUAAACAAGAAGCUUUGAAGCUUUUCUCAUUUGUACCCAUCACCUUUUUCAUGCUUAGAUGACUUGUACCAUGGUGUAGUGUACAAGCGUCUAAUGCGUGGAAUGCGGUACAAGUAUCUUAUGCAUGGGAUUUACGAGAAUGGUUUUGCCGAUUCCAUUUGAAGAUGGUUGAGUUUGGACUUUGUUGGUUGGAUUAGUUUUAUGUGUAUUUGUGCAUGAAAUACUUGUACCAUAUGUAUAUAUAUAAUGUAUUGUGAG